UCGAGCCGUAGUAUCGAAUGAAAAUGGCUAAUUGCAAGACCCGUUGUUGCAGCAGGGAAAUAUUUGAGAGACAACCGGUGGAAAAAAACAUCUUAUAAAAACACAACGUGAGCGAAGCUGAACAAUCGAGGAGGGUCAGGUUUUGUCAGAAAUAUGGCAUCGGGAGCCUCUUCGCUGGAUAGUGCUGGAAGCAGCGAGCGGGAUAGCGGAGGAUACGGAAGCGUCGGUAGUCCUGUCGGAGGUCCGGAAUGUCGUAGCGAUUAUGAUGGAUUGCAGGCACAGUGUGACCAAGCCAUGCACCAACUUCAACUCCUCAGACAUAAGCACUCCGAUACCAUUAGACGGUGUGAACAUACUAUGAAGGAAUUGGAGUACUACAGAGGACAACACAUUGCAGCGAUGAAUCAGCUGGAAGCCACGUCCCAAGAAAGUUCCGCGCUGAGGAACAAAAACGGAGAUCUCAUCAACGAUAAACAACGCCUCGAUCGUGAGGUUCAAGCCCUACAAAAAGAAGUCCUUGAAUUACGCUGCCAAAAUCAAGAAGUCUUCGUCGCGGAUCCUGGCAACGGCGAUACUAUGAAUCAACACUAUAUCUCCGUGCUCAGGAAAUAUGAGGCUCUCAAGGACGAAUAUGAUUCCCUCAGAAAGAGAUACGACGAUCUCAUCUCAUCACACUCCGCCACGGUCGACAAGCUCGAGCUCGCAGAAGAAGAAGCUGCGAGACUGAAAAAACAGUACGAGGACGUGGUACAAGAGAGAAACGGUGCUAUACGUGAGAGAAACGGCUUCAAGCAACAAUGCACAGCCGCGAUAAAGCAGUGGGACAUAGCGUUGAAUGAGCGCAACGAGUAUCGCGAGGCCCUUGCCAAGGUUCAACAACAGCAUGAGGACGCGAUCAAAGAGGUUAAUCUAGCGAUGGUUUAUAAAUCGAAAAUGACCAAGGAUAUGAAAAGAUUGAACGAAGAGAGAAACGGCGCUCUCAAAGAAUACAGCCUCAUUAUGGGUGAACGGGACACUGUUCACAAAGAAAUGGAAAAACUCGGUGACGAUCUUACUCAAGCAUUCGCCAAAAUCACCCAUCUUGAGAAUCAAAAUAAACAAUAUAUUGACGAGAAAAAGACGUUGACGUAUCAAAUCGAGACGUUACGUCGUGAGAUAUCUUCCGCGCUGCAUGAUCGCGAUGAAGCAUUGAAGGAGUGUAACGAAUUGCGACAGAAAUUCGGUGAUUAUUCCGAAUCGAGCCGUGACUACAAAAACCGUUUAGAGUCGCACUCGUAUAACCGCGAGCGUUACAAUUCGAGCAAGGAAGUGGAGCGCGAAACGAACACGCGAGAUUAUUCGAAGCGUGAGAAAGAACGAAUGGAUAAUAUUGAUCAGGCAAAUCUGGAGUUGGAUAAAUUGAGAAAAACGGUGGACACGUUGCAGUCGGAAUUGGAGGAAGCGGUGCAGGAGGCGGAAGUGUCAAAACGUCGUAGAGAUUGGGCGUUCAGCGAGCGCGAUCAAAUAGUAUUGGAACGAGAGAGUCUUCGAACAUUGUGCGACCGUUUGAGGAAAGAACGCGAUCGAGCGGUCUCCGAAUUAGCCACUGCAUUGCGCGAUUCGGAUGAUAUAAAGAAGCAACGAAACGAGGCUUGCAAGGAACUCAAAGAUCUCAAGGAAAAAAUCGAAUGCGGGGAUCAUAGUUUACGAAGUUACGUUCAUUCUCACAACGAGAAUGACGUGGCGGAAUGGGACGUAAUCGCCGUACAUCUCGAUACCAGCAGAUUUGGUCAAGACACGGAUCGCGAUCUCGGCCUCGUCUUAGCCGGUGGACGGGACGAUCCGCAUUAUCCAAAUGAUACAGGGAUCUACGUCGCUCAGGUUUUGCAGGGUAGCGCGAUCGACGGAAAAUUACGCGUUAAUGACUGUAUCAUUCGCGUCAACAAUGUCGAUUGUACUUCCGUCUCUACGAGAAUGAUUCUCGAAACGCUUCGCUCCUGUACCUCCGGCCCUGUCACCCUCACCAUUCGCAGGAGACGCUCCACUCGUCGUUCUUUACGAACCACUCAGCUUCCUGUUGGUUCUAUCCCCCAUGGAAUUUCUCUCGAUCACUGUAUCUACAUCGCCAAAAUCUCGCCCGGAAGUCUUGCUGCGAAAGACUGCAAUUUGGCCGUCGGCGACCGUGUUCUCAAUAUAAAUAGCAAACCCAUGGACACAGUAAAUUCAGCGCACGAGGCAAUGUCAAUAUUGAACGACAAUACCGCAGAUGUACUAACGAUAACAACCCUCAAAGGGAUAGCUCUUCCAGCGUCGUUGAGCUCGGAGUCAAUGCCAAUAGAUUCGAGUUUCAUGAGUGACAAACAAAAGAUGGUCAACAGUUGUUCGCAAACCGAACAAGAGAGACUAAUGUUGAAAGCAACCUCCGACGAUUACGAGCGUCGUUACAUAGCGUCGAACUUUGGUGAGCGAAGCGUUUACAAAGUCUCGAAAUCUGUAAGCAGCGAAAAACCAAGCGGUAUUAUAAAAGCUUGGGACGAUAUUCGUGGUAAAAUGGAUAUUAUGCGAGGUCGUCGACACAGCAAGGACAGAGAUGAGAAAAAGAAGCAGGAGCAGGAUGCGCUCGCGGAAUUGGACUCUGUGAUCGAUAGUUACAAGAAGCCAAAUAACGGUGUUUUAAAGAGGAGCAAGAGACGGGGAACCGAAAAAAUUGAGAAGAACGGUGGAACUUGGCCGAAAGCCCGUGGUGUUCCGUUGAUUCAAAAUGGCACUGGAACUAUAUUACAUCCGAGAAAGACGAAGGAGAGAUUACCGCUGAGCGUGCUGUUGAAUCAACCGCCGAAAUACGAGAGCUACAAUUACAACAGGAUCUCGAAUCCAAUACCGUUGGCGACCUUCUCAAACGUGAGCAAUCGUCAUACCGUGUACAAAGCCGUUGAAACUCCCCCACCCCUUAAUUUCACAAAAUCAGCUCAUUUGUUCGGUCAAAAAUCAUUUACCCCGGCUGCUGUACAAUUUAAGGAUAUGUCGUUGGAGAAAAAGAGCCUCGGAGAUUUCGAGGGCAACGACUCGAGGCUGGGAUCAAAUCUUGCGGCACCAUCAGAAACGAGUAUCGAUUUUUCGGUAAAGGGAACGACGGAUCACCAGGCGAAACGACGAGUGCAAAAAUAUGGCUCGGCCGGUAACGAGGCCCAACUCGAAGCGUUGCAACACAAUCGCGCCCAUUCCCAAUUGUACGGUGUCUCGUCCUCCUCGAACGCCGCCCCCCCAUCUACCUCCGGAAUUGCGGGAGUUGGCGUACAACCGCGUCAACAACAGUUGCCCGGUAACUUUUCGUUUCCCCCUUAUGGUCACUCCCAUCCGCAUCAACAAAACAACUCCUUACCGUCGCGUUAUCCAUCACCGCCCUCACUACCCUCAGCACAAUCCGGCGAGUCUAUCGGACUCCCGGACGCACGUUCCUACUGUUUUGAACCACCUUACAGUCCCGGACCUCAGCCUGGUUUCGCUCAUUUGCACACACCAUCCGUAGAUCUGCACUAUCACAAUAAGCCCCGUGGCGGAGGUGGUGGACAUCCGGUCGGUGUUGGUUACGAUACACCGGCUUAUACCCACGGUUACGAGGGCGGUACGUUUCCCCGGAAAAAGGAGAACCAACGAUUUCGAAUACCAUCCAAUCCCAGUGUUACCUCCAAAAGUAGUGUUGGCAAAUUGUCCACCGGAAGUAUCGAGAGAACUUCCGAACGCGGAAGUCCCAUGCCAACUUUUCACGUUGAGGUUCUGAGCCCGGGCACUGGCGGAGGUGGAAGCAGCAGCGGAGGAGGCACCGUUCGGGGCAGUGGUAAUAACAAAAGAGCCAGCAUGCCCGAUUAUUGUUAUACCCAGCCUAGACCAGCUCCCGGUGAGCUCAGACGCGUUCACAUUGACAAAUCCGUCGAACCCCUUGGUAUACAAAUUUCCUGCCUCGAGAGCGGUGGCGUUUUCGUCUCUACCGUCAGUGAACACAGUCUCGCCUCUCAAGUUGGUCUGCAGAUCGGUGAUCAGUUACUGGAGGUCUGCGGCAUCAACAUGAGAUCGGCAACUUAUCAAUUGGCCGCCAAUGUCUUACGACAGUGUGGCAAUUCCAUUACAAUGCUCGUCCAGUACAGCCCUGACAAAUACAACGAGUUGGAGGGUUCGGGAUCGUCGAGCUCCUCGGAAGCGGGUGGUGAGGAGGCAGGGAGUCGUAGCGGAUCACCAACACCGUGCAAUAGUCCAGAGGCACCGAGGAAAACAACAUUGGAGGUGCACGAGGCGGCGGAACCGGAGCGAGAUCAGCCGAGUGCGUCAACGACAUCGACGACGACGACGAUGACAACGUUGACGGUGAUGCGGGGAGAAAGAGAGGUGAGAUCAUCAGCGUCGAUGGAAGUCCGAGGCACGCAAGAGCGAGAACGAGAAAUGCGGAAUUCGGCGAGUUUGGAUAUAAACAUAAGAAAACCGGAGUUAAGAAAUUCCGCGACGUUGGAAAAUAUGAGAAAUUCGGUGACGUUGGAUAGUUUGCGGAGCGCUGGUAACACAUUGACGAGAGGACAGAUAAAUCAAGCGAUGACGACGCUCCAGCGACAAAACGCUACAAUGAGAAGCCCGACGCAAGAGGAACAGAGUCAAAAGAGUCCGGCAACGAUGGAUCCUCGUUAUCUUUUUAUCGAAACUCGAAAAUGCUCGAAUCUUGGAAUUUCUCUGGUUGGUGGUAACGGCGUAGGGAUUUUUGUGCACUCCGUUCAACCGGGAUGUCUCGCCGAAGAUGCUGGUCUCCGAACCGGCGAUAGAAUCCUCGAGUACAAUGGCGUUGAUCUUCGGCAAGCUACCGCUGAACAAGCGGCCCUCGAACUCGCUCGACCCGCUGACAAAGUCACUCUCGUCGCACAAUUUAUGCCCGAACGUUAUAACGAGGUCAAGGACAAACCUGGCGAUAGUUUCUACGUCAAAGCUAUGUUCGACCGCGUUGGCGAAGUCGGUGAUAGCCUUCAAUUACGCUUCAACAAGGACGAUGUGCUUUACGUUGAUAAUACCAUGUUCAAUGGUACUCCUGGACAUUGGAGGGCUUGGCUCGUCGAUCAAUCCGGCAGAAGACAACAAUGUGGUAUUAUUCCUAGUAAAUUCAAAAUCGAAGAAGAAUUAUUGUUACGACGAUCUCUGGGUGAUUUGGAAGCGGACACGGGUAGGCGAGCAACGACCAGUGCUCGAAGAAGCUUUUUCCGGCGAAAGAAGCAUCAGCGUUCGUCGAGCAGAGACAGCAAAGAACUUUCGCACUUGACCGGCGUCAAUCUUGGUUGGUACAGCGAUAGUGGAACCUUGAACGAAGAAAAUUUACCAGCGAGUUAUCAGCGAGUGGAAAAACUCGAUUAUCCUGCGUUGAGGCCGAUUCUGAUAAUCGGUCCGUUAAACGAGUGCGUAGCUACAAAACUUUUGCAAGAAUUUCCGGGCAAAUUUACUCGUUGUCUGCCGGAAGCGAUGCACUGUUCGCAAGCAACGCUCGAGCAAGGUUUGCGCGAUUCGUUGUACGUCGAUUAUCGAAAAAAAGGCAGCUACUUCGAGUGCACGACCGUGCAAGCUGUUAAAGAUAUUUGUGCAAAAAAUUCACACUGCAUUCUCGACAUAUCGAUCGCCUCCCUCGAACGUCUGCAUCGGCAUCAAAUUUAUCCUAUCGUGUUGCUCAUCAAAUUCAAGAGCACCAAACAGAUUAAGGAGGUCAAGGAUUCCAGGUAUCCGAGUGACAAAGUCAGCGCCAAAGCCGCCAAAGAAAUGUAUGAACAAGCCCUCAAACUCGAGGCCGAGUACCGUCAUUUUAUUUCCGCAAUAAUCCCCGCGGGUGUGAACGUUGCUUACAUCUGCACGCAAGUUAAAUCAGCCGUUGAUGAUGAGCAGAGCAAGGCGCUAUGGGUACCUCGAGGGCCACCCUGACAUCAUCGGGGGGGUCCCCACAAACCGCAGUGGAAAUCGAUCUAAUUUCACUGGGGGGCCCUUACGUCGAAGAAACAAACAAAACAACAAGAUAUCUUCAAUGGUACGAAAUCAAAAUCAGCUGGAUUUGUUUGUUCAGCGUCUCGCAUACGCGUACAAAUCGUUAUUAUACGCGUCGUGUGCCAAUUAUUUAUCGAAUUCCGUUAGUUCAUAAACCGUUUCCCUUUUUUAUCGUUCCUUUCGUCGUGGGUUUUUUUUUUUUUUCGAUCAGUGCGUAAAUUUUCUGGUAUUCGUCGCCCUAGAAAGAGCGAUCUCCCGCCUCGAGUCCGAGUUGAAAAAAAAAAAGAAAACGAACGGAGUGGUAAAAAAAAAGAAAGGAAACGGAAAAAACCAGUAGAAAAUCUGCUGCGAAGAAUCUUCGUCGUUUGGCGCCCUCCUUAGGAUCAAUUUCCAUCGUUGGUGACAGAAGAAUUAGAAAAAGAAGUGGAAGAUGGAGAAGGAAGUAGGAAUAUAACAAGUAAAUUAUAAAGAGCUUUUAGAUAAUCUGGAAAUAUAGGUCAGAGCGUCGAACGCUCGAUGUUUUCCGAUGCAAGGAAUUGAUAUCAGGCGUAUUUCAAAUUUCGCUGCUUUACUACUAAAUAAUAUAACGGCGAAAUUGAUUGUCGCGAAAACUUCGUUCCUCCUUAUUGAAUUGAAGAAGAAAAAAAGAAAACAAGCUAAACUGUAAUUGUAAAUAAUUUUGAAACGAACGCGAGUGCGCUUAAACCGCGAACCUUAUGAAAAAACAUAUGUAAUUUUCGAAUUUUAUUCGAGGUUCUUCCAAACGAGCUUAUGACGAAGUGAAAAAAACGAAUGUACGGAUGUAUGAAGAACUUUUGAGGGCGUGGCUCGAGAAGGGAUCAACGAAUCGUUAAUAUUUUUGACUUUUCGUUCGUUGACUUUUUUCCCGUCUCCUGCUCAUUUCAUCGAGAGACGAGAAUGCACCAAUAAUUGACAGGAAAUAUCCAUUUCGGACACCUUUCAAACGGCGGCUUUUCAAUUGACAACGAUUUUUCGCCUGAAAAAUAUUUCGCGAUUGUGCGUAUCGUCGUUAAUCGUUACUCGAACGCUGUUACAAAUCGUGUCAAAAGCCUCUUUUAAAAUCACAUGACAUCAAUUUUAUAUUUAUUGUUGAAUUCUGAAUUGUGUGAUUUCCUGUUGAACCUAAUGUUGAACAAAAAUUUGUGUUCUUUCGUCUCUCUUGAGAAAAAAGGACAAAAAUUGAAAAUUUUCCACUGCUUAGCACUGGUUUCGUUGAUUAAUGAUCAUAUCGUUACUGAAACGAAUAUUUUCUAUACAUAUAUAUGUCAACAUUUAUAUAUAUAUAUUUAUAUAUAUUUUUCAUUGUUUUCUCACACACUUUCCACCUUCAAACGAUUGAGACGUUUAUAAUUUUCUUUUCCUUUAACCAGAGAUAAUAUUUAGGAGUAAGAUUAAUAAGACCGAGACCAAAAAUUAAGGGAAUAUUACGAUUUGAAGCGAUCGACAAGUAGCUUUUAAUGAAUUAAUUUUAAAACACGAGGUAAAAAAAGAAGAAAAGAAGAGCAAUAUAACGAGAGAAAUGGAGGGAAAAUAAAUAAGAACUUAAAAUAUCGGCAGCGCGAACGAGAUAACGAGAUUGAAAAACGUGAUAUAUAUUAUUGUAUUAAUUAGCAUUCUCGCUCGCCCAAUAAUCCACUUGAUUAAUCUCUCCUGUCAUACGGUAUGGGAAUCUAGAUUCGAAGAAGAAUAAUAGAUUAAAACAGAAAAUAGUAAUAAUUGAAGAUUUAAAAAAAAAAAGAAUAGUGAAAAAAGUGAUUCCGAAAAUAUUCUUAAUCACAUCACUGUGAUACGUAAACACAGCUUCUUGCGACAUAUCAUCAUUUUAAAAAAUAUCCUCUUUUACGUACGUUAAUAACGGGAUAUAUAAACUCACUGCAAUAAACGUAAUUAGUUACACACCAUUCACGAAUACACGUAUUUUUGGCAAUGCAUACACACAUUAAUAUAUAACUAUAUAUAUAUAUCAACAAAUUAGAUAGAAUGCACUUUUGAUAUCGUGAAAUGGAAGCUGAUGAUACAGCCCAUUUUUAACUAUUUCAAAGGAAACAUUGUUCAUCACUGGAAUGAGGAAUAAGAGAUAAAUAUAUUUCAAUUUCAUUUUUUGAAAAUUUUCCCCUUAACGUUCGUUGAGAACGAUGAAAAGAUUCGUUUUGAGCUUUCGUUCGUUCGGUUGAAUUGGAUAAUUUACAACAGUAAAUUUCAUAAAUUUUCUCUGUUGAAAAAAAACGUAUUUUUAUCGAGAUUUCACGUUUAGGAUCUUCGUUCAUGAUUAAUCGAUCGAUUGUGCACUUUUAAUAACUAAUCGUUGAAAACGUCGACGGUGAUAAAUCAUUUAUAUAUUGCGUAGCGAAGAAACGGAAGCGGCGGUUUCGUCACAAUGGUUCUCGGGACUCUAAGAAUCCGUGGUCGUUCAUGAAAAUUUGGAUCGAGUGUAUUAUAAAUACGAAUGCCUGAAUUGGAGUGUAUAUACAGUGCUCGCGCAAGCUUUCCUUUGAAUACUUGGGGUCGAGUCGCUGCCGCGUCUCUGGAUUCGCAUACGCGUGUAUUUUGCUCAAAUCCACAGAUCAUUUGCGCUAUGGAUUCCUUGAGUUUGAAACUUUGCGACGACAAUCACGACUAGUUUUCUAUAGUAUUCAUCGUAGUGUAAAAGAGCAAAUUUUAUUCAACCACGAAAGAGUAGCGCAAAGAAUCAAUAUUUUUAACGUUUCAAUCGAUUCUCCGAAAAUUAAUAAAUUUUCAUAUCACACAUGUACAUGCAAUAUAUUAUUAUAUAUGUAUAAUAUAUUUAUAUGUAUUUAUAAUAUGUAUGAGCAGAGUAUUCUCACAGAAAAAUGAGUUGGAUUCUAAGCUUCGACGACGAAAACUUCAAAUUUUCUUUACCAACGUCUAAAGAUAUUUUUCGAACUAAAAAAAUGUCUGAUCGAUUAAAAUGUAUUGUUAACUCAACUCCAUGAAAAACAUGAUUUUUACAACAAACGAAAUGCAUAAAACAUUAUGGAUCAUGAGAGUACUCUGUAUUUACAUAUUCCAUCAUAUAUUAAUGUAAAUUAUUAUUUGUAGCGUUACGGAUAAUCGAAAUAACUAUUUAUUUCGUAUUACGUACUUUUUGAUGGUCCAUCGUCGUACGUUAAAGCGCAUCAAUUUGUUAUCCGCAAUACGCAUGCAGUCUCAUUCCCACACGAAUCGCAACAAACCAUAAGAAAUGUUUUAAAACAAUUAGAGAAAAUCACAUAAUUUUACCGUAUCGAGUAAAUAAUAAUUGACAGAAUAAUUGUCAUGUAUUUAACAUAUCGUCACUUAACCAGAUAAAUAAGGAUUCUUUUAUCUCGCGUGAAUCUGUAUUGAGAUUUCCCAGAUGAAAUAAUCAUUUGAAGAAUGUAUUUUAAUAGAUAGGUCACGAAAGUUUCGGGGAUGCUUGGCUCUCAGUCGACUUGUAUCUUAUAACUGUUUCCAAACCUCGAGGUUAUCAAAAUUUUUCUGCUGUUUUCGAUUUGUUUUUUGUCCCUUUGAUGUUACAGCGGAAAUGUUAUAUCGACGAUAGUCGCUCGUCGCACUAAAAGUUUUUUCUUCAUCAUUUUUGCAUCUUCACCGUACCCUGACAUAUUGGAUCCUCUCUUUGCAAGCAUCCUCGAUAUUCCUGAGUGAAAAUGAUAUAUACAAACGAGAUGAUUAAUGAAGCAAUAAUAACUGUAACACACUUGUCGACUCUUUCUUUGCAAAGAAGUCGAGGUUCUUGCGUUUAAACGGAUACGUGUGAUUGGACGUCCGUCCUAACGAAUUAAUUUGCUAUUAUAAUUAUAAAAAACGUAAAGAAAUCGCCGCUCGCUCAAAAUAAACAGUUGUGUAGUUCGCGAGGUCUUUCUUGUGAAUGUUGGUAAAACACUCAAUUUCUCGUCGAUACUGUCCGACGAGAGUUUGCCUCGUGAACAUAAUAUGCAUAUAUACAUACAUAUAUAUUUAUAUAUUAUAUUCAAAUAGAUCGGUAAAUCGGUAUUCAGGCAUCGUUCGGGCUUUCACUGGAGAGCUUUUGCCAGGUGAAAAUGGAUUAGCUCUUGUAUAGACAUCACGACUCUUAGGCUCACCCAUCAUCGUACCUGUGAUUUAUUCUCAACAUGUUUUCAAUAUUUCCUCUCUCCUCGCCCGUCUUCUCCCUCUCCCUCUGCUUCCCAACGAUUCAUCUCCUCUCUAUCACACAAAUGUAUUUUUUAUACUAAUCGCUAUACAGGCAAAUCGUUACUAUUUUUUAAACGAAAUACAAACAGAACAAAUUAUUACUUUGGGAACAAUUUCAUUGGAGAAUUAUACCGAACUGUCAAAAUCGAUCUGCGUCCAACCGACUACGGAAUUCAAAUGAACUUCUACUACUACCAUACUUGGUAACAGGCUUCGUCAACUUGAAAAAAAAUCGAGGAUUUCCUAUUUUUUAAAAUACCGUUUGUUGCAAGAAUAACCAUUUGGAUUGAGAAAUAAGGUAGCAUCGUCAAAAUAGCUCCUGCAACUUGAAUAGCUGCGACUAAAAUAAAAUCAAACUUCCAGAUUUUUUUAUUAAUCCGCAGUUUUUGAUUUUUUUUUUAUGAAUUCAAUAGUUCUGCUGCGCUCAAAGAAAAAGCAAAACACGAAGAAUAUAAUAUGCGUGAAUCAACACUAAUUAACCACUGCCCCUCGAUCGAACCUCGCCAAUAUUGUCAAACGAAAUAUCACUCUUCCGUAUUCGAAUACGUAUGAAUAACUAUAUUUACGACGUGUGAAGAAAAUAAUCAUAACUGUCCACAACUAUUGUAUUAGCAGAUUAGCCGAAUCGUAUAUGGACACAGUAUUCUUUUUACUAUAUUUAAUAAACUCGUGAUAUAUAAAUCGCAAAACUUCCCGAAAUAAUGAAUAUUUCAAAUUCCCUAAAAAUUCACUCGGAUGCAGAGAUUUUAAUGAAAACAAAGCAUUGCGAUUUUGUGAGAGUAAAAGAGAUGGCAAACUUAAAUUUUUUGGAUUUAAAUGAAAACGUAGCAAUGUGAGAUUGAAUUAAAAAAAAAGGUCGAAACAUAUUGUGGAGGACAGUGGAGGAAAUUGUUUUAGAACAGUUGUUAUAUAUGGUUGAUCAACAUUGUUAAACGCCAUGGCAAUUCUAGAUGAGCCUGGUUCAUUGCAAAAAUAAAAAUAAAAGCUAAAUGUUUGUACAGUUUUUGAAUUGAGACUAGGCUGUUGGAAUUUUCUAAAAGCAGCGCGACUCUCUUACUUAUGGAGAGAAGAAAAAAUUGUUAUAAAAAAGAAAAGGCAAACCGCAUGACUUUUUGUUUGGACAAUUCCGACUAAAUUUUUCAUACGAUUGUCAUCCAAACUUUCAUAGACUCUGUCACUCAAAAAAUUAUUGUUCACGUUGAUGUUCAAACGAAUGAAUCGUUAGAUAUUUCGUUACUUGCACCGUCUAUUUCUUCGACUAUAAACAACUUUCAUUUCUCUUCGCGCAUUGAUCCAUAAAAGUUUAUAAAACUAAUACGAGUACAUUAAACUCACGGUAGAAUGGUGAAUUUUCAAUUGGAAUUGAAAAUAAAAAAAAUACUAAUCCACCGAAGGAAAUGAUUGAAAUUUAUUUUUCCUGCAAUGGUUUCGAUACCAAAUGUUCAAGUCCGUUACAAAAAAAAUAAAAAAAAAUACUUUUAUUUAUACACGUGUACCGUACGAUUCAUAUGCAUACACACGUGUAUGGAUUAUGUGUGUAUUAUUAUUUUAUUAUUUUUCAUAUUCAUAUCGUUAUAACAAUGAAUGAUGUAUGUACAUAUGUGUAUCGUAUCGUAAUGUGUAACGAGUACGAAAUUUUCAAUAUUUUAUUAUUAUUUUUAUUGUUAUAUUAAACCCGCAAAUACACACAAAUAUAUAUAUAUAUAUAUAUAUAUAUAUAUAUAUAUAUUUCUGUGAAAUUAGUAAUCAUACGGUAGAAAAUAGGGAAUAAAAUGUUGAAAGCUAAUUAUUUCAGCUGUGGGCCGAAGUUCGCUCCAAAUAAGAAAUAAAAACCAAGUAUUAACGUCGAACGUUCGUUAUGUUUGAUCGGGACAAUUGAAUUUCGUCCAAUCGUUGUUGGGUGAAAGUAAAGGCGUAAUGGAAAGGGAAUACUUUCGAGACAGAGAGAGAGGAUAAAAUAAGUCGCGACUGACGAAUUUAUUGAUAUUUAUUUUCGUUUAGUGAGACUUUAAGCAAUUCUUUGUGCAAAUCUUUGAAAGAGUGGCGACUCGUAGGCAGCUUUAGUAUAUUAAUGAAAUAUUCAUUAGCAACGUUAUCCGAACUUUACCUACUGUAUUUCUCACAUUUUAACGAACCCUCAACGGGAGAAAAAGAGAUAAGAGAAGAAACGAUCGUCGAAGACACAGAAACGCGUGCCUGUAUCUAUUAUAAAUAUUAUCUCUAUGUAUAUAAAGUUGUUUCGAACGAUGAGAUUAAAUAAACGAUAAAUGGCGUACACUA
Venturia canescens is the source of this 12456-nucleotide messenger RNA. It is a transcript of the gene Dlg5, whose product is annotated as Discs large 5. Gene Ontology annotation, biological process: negative regulation of hippo signaling. Gene Ontology annotation, molecular function: protein binding. NCBI's taxonomy places the organism in Eukaryota, Metazoa, Arthropoda, Insecta, Hymenoptera, Ichneumonidae. The transcript has 11 exons. The record is from RefSeq and is a predicted model, not a curated record. Gene Ontology annotation, cellular component: plasma membrane. The coding region runs from base 154 to 5922 and encodes 1922 amino acids.